Messenger RNA from Psammomys obesus (fat sand rat), 4390 nucleotides. RefSeq names its product TGF-beta activated kinase 1 (MAP3K7) binding protein 2 (gene Tab2). The record is from RefSeq and is a predicted model, not a curated record. Lineage: Eukaryota; Metazoa; Chordata; Mammalia; Rodentia; Muridae. The coding region runs from base 533 to 2605 and encodes 690 amino acids. The transcript is spliced from 7 exons. Gene Ontology annotation, biological process: positive regulation of protein kinase activity. Gene Ontology annotation, molecular function: K63-linked polyubiquitin modification-dependent protein binding; ubiquitin binding.
GUUUUCAAAUAUGUUUUGUUUUGUUUUGUUUUGUUUUGUUUUGAGACAGGAUCUCUCUGUGAAGCCCUGGCUGUCUGGAACUUGCUCUGUAGACCAGGCUGCCCUCGAAAUCACAGAUCACCUGUCUUUGCCUCCUGAGUGCUGAAGUUACGGAUGCGCGCCGUCACACCUGGCUGAAAUAGAGUUCUUACAAUUGGAAUUACUGAAGUUGUUCUUGUUCCUCCUCGGCUUGAUCACAGUACCCAUCGGUGUCGUGAGAGAGAGGUGUCGUGAGAGGCUCAUUCCUGCUAACCAGAGGUCAUGGUGGCUCUCCCGCUUUACAGCACUGAUGCUCAGCGUGUGUCUCAAAAAACUUAGUGUGGUUUUCUCAGGAGCAGAGCAUCAGACUGUGCUGUGAUUAGACCAGCUACGCUUACCUUCUUUGAUAAGCUUUAUCGCUUGUCAAGAAAAUGCUUGGCCAGAAGAGAUGAAUACUAAUUCCACUCAGGCCUAGAAUUGCCUAUUGAGAUAGUCCUGAGCAGGCGACAUACGAAUGGCCCAAGGAAGCCACCAAAUUGAUUUUCAGGUUUUACAUGACCUGCGACAAAAAUUCCCUGAAGUGCCUGAAGUUGUUGUAUCCAGGUGUAUGUUACAGAACAACAACAACCUGGAUGCCUGCUGUGCUGUUCUCUCUCAGGAGAGUACACGGUAUCUUUAUGGUGAAGGAGACCUGAACUUUUCAGAUGAGUCUGGAAUUUCUGGUCUACGCAAUCACAUGACUUCUCUCAACUUGGACUUGCAGUCACAGAAUGUUUACCACCACGGAAGAGAAGGAAGUAGAGUAAAUGGAAGUAGGACUCUGACACACAGCGUCAGUGAUGGACAGCUUCAAGGUGGGCAGUCCAACAAUGAACUGUUCCAGCAGGAGCCACAGACAGCACCAGCUCAAGUUCCUCACGGCUUCAGUGUGUUUGGAAUGCCCAGCACAUCUGGUGCUUCAAAUUCAACACCACAUCUUGGAUUUCACCUAGGCAGCAAAGGGCCACCUAACCUCUCUCAGCAAACUCCCAGAUUUAAUCCUAUUAUGGUAACGUUAGCCCCAAACAUACAGACUGGUCGGAGUACUCCUACGUCUUUGCACAUACAUGGUGUACCUCCGCCUGUACUUAACAGCCCACAGGGAAAUUCUAUCUAUAUUAGGCCUUAUAUUACAACUCCUAGUGGUACAGCUCGGCAGACACAACAGCAUUCUGGCUGGGUAUCUCAGUUUAAUCCCGUGAACCCUCAGCAAGCCUACCAACCUUCGCAGCCUGGUCCUUGGACUACUUACCCUGCGUCCAGUCCUUUGCCACAUACCUCAACCCAACAGCCGAAUCAGCAGGGCCACCAGACCUCUCAUGUCUACAUGCCCAUCAGCUCGCCAACUACCCCACAGCCACCAGCAGUCCAUUCGUCGGGUAGCGCUCAGUCUUCUGCCCAGUAUAACAUUCAGAACAUUUCAACAGGACCUCGAAAAAACCAGAUAGAAAUCAAACUUGAACCCCCACAGAGAAACAGUUCUUCAAAAUUACGUGCUUCUGGACCUCGAACUGCCAGCACUUCAAUGGUCAACAGCCAGACCUUAAAUAGAAAUCAGCCCACUGUUUACAUAGCUGCCAGUCCUCCAAGUACUGAUGAGAUGGUCUCCCGUAGUCAACCUAAGGUCUAUAUUUCAGCCAAUGCCACCACAGGAGAUGAGCAGGGCAUGCGGAAUCAACCUACACUCUUCAUAUCCACAAACUCUGGGCCAUCUGCCACCUCCAGGAACAUGUCUGGGCAAGUGAGCAUGGGUCCUGCCUUUAUCCAUCACCACCCUCCCAAAAGCCGAGUGUUGGGUGGUAACUCUGCAACGUCUCCCCGAGUGGUGGUCACUCAGCCCAACACGAAAUAUACUUUCAAAAUUACAGUUUCUCCCAAUAAGCCCCCGGCAGUCUCCCCAGGGGUAGUCUCCCCUACCUUUGAACUUACAAAUCUUCUAAAUCAGCCUGACCAUUAUGUAGAAACAGAGAAUAUGCAGCACCUCACGGACCCUGCUUUAGCACAUGUGGAUAGGAUAAGCGAAGCGCGGAAACUGAGUGUGGGAUCUGAUGAUGCUGCCUACACGCAAGCGCUGCUGGUGCACCAGAAGGCCAGGAUGGAGCGGCUUCAAAGAGAGCUCGAGAUGCAGAAGAAAAAGCUGGAUAAACUCAAAUCUGAGGUCAAUGAGAUGGAAAAUAAUCUAACUCGAAGGCGCCUGAAGAGAUCAAAUUCCAUAUCCCAAAUACCUUCACUCGAAGAAAUGCAGCAGUUGAGAAGUUGUAAUAGACAACUCCAGAUUGACAUUGACUGCUUAACCAAAGAAAUUGAUCUUUUUCAAGCCCGAGGACCACAUUUUAACCCCAGCGCUAUUCAUAACUUUUAUGACAAUAUUGGAUUUGUAGGUCCUGUGCCACCAAAACCCAAAGAUCAGAAGCCCACCACCAAAGCACCAAAGACUCAAGACACAGAGGAUGAGGAGGGGGCUCAGUGGAAUUGCACUGCCUGUACUUUUUUGAAUCACCCGGCCUUGAUCCGCUGUGAACAGUGUGAGAUGCCUCGGCAUUUCUGAGCCAAAGGCCCGUCUCCUCUAAGCCACAUCCAGAGUUCAGACAAGUCUGGGGAAGUGUUUCGCUGCCACAUAGGAGAGUCCAGCUGAAGGUGAUGAGACGGUAGUACGCUGCGCUCAGCGUCAGCCCGCGGCUAACGCUACCUCAGUCUAGAGUUGUGGACAGUGGAGACUCACCGCACGAAGGCUCUGAGAGACUGGACUGCCUAACCGUGUGCAGGGCAUCGUGUCCCACGGUGGACCAUUCUCGCUCUGUCAGUGCCUCGGUGUUCCCAGCACCUGUCCCCUCAUGUCACUACUGAUUUUGACUGGAGGGAUAGGAUGAUAGCUUUUUGUGUUUUUGAAGCUUUUGGUGAAACACUACACACACGAAGAGAAGGAACAAGGUUUAGCUAUUUAAAACUCUGCUGCCGCAUAGUGCCAGUGGAUGCGGGAAACUUCACAAUCUGUGGUACUUUUGACCUUGUCUUUUGUCUUCUCUGAAGACGUCUCUGUGAAGCCAGCAUCUAGGGUCUAAUGAUAAAAAGGAAAGCAGUAUGCGUUGUCUGUACAAUCCGCAGUGAGCUCCCCAAAGCCUUUCCUACUGUACAGAUCUCUCAUGUCUGCUUUAAGUGAUUUCUUCAUUAUUUUCUUAUAUUUCUGUAUGUAUAGUGUAAUAGACUUUUGUUAACUAAUGUUCUUUUCCCUUUUAGUAAGCACGGUCAUGUUUCCUUUUAAGCCUUACCUGAGAAAAGCAAUGCCAUAAGAUUAAAAAAAAAAAAAAAAAAGCAUUAAUGAAAUGAAACUGUGCACAAAAUAACUUCCCUCUCGUCUCCUGCUCUUUGUCCCCUCGGGUGCCAGUCCUCUGAGAAGACUUGCAGGCGCUGCCCGCGAGCUGCAGGAAGCCGUGCAGGCCUGUCGGGAGGUCACACUCUACACUGACUUCACAGGGUGACCAAACGCGGCCUGUGUCUUCUAGAGCAGCUUAAGCAAAGGUGGCGAAACCCACUUCGUGGAGGCUCCCAUUGGGAAAGUACAGUUUCAGAAGCAGCCACAGCAGCAGGUCCAGCAGCCUUUUCUUCUUGGGAAGAAGUGCAGUUGCUGUACUAUUGGGACAGUCCAUUUCUAAACCUGACUGGGUGACAGGAUCGUGUAUUUAUGAAACAUAGUCAUCUUUAGGACAACUGAAGAAAAGCUGGAAAAAAGAAAGAAAAACAAACAGACUUGAACACUGAAGCAACCUCAGACAUCUCUUUAUUUUGAUGAUAUAUUUUUGUAAGGAAAAUAAAUAUUCAUAAGAUCAGGAAUGUAUAUAACUAAAUAAAAUCAAGGAAAAAUAACAGUAUGCAUUUAAAAAGAAUUAUGAAAUUAUCAGUGCUUGGAAUGGGGCUAAGGGAAGUGCUGAAAUAUAGCAAAAAAAAACAGGAAAUAAUGUAGAUUGUCCCACUGUAAAUGUUCACAUGUGACUAUGUUUUAGAUAAACGGGAUUAUUAGGGAUGAGUGAUCUGAAGGUCAGAGCCUUGGCUUCCAGGCUCUGUGUCUUGAGUGUGAGAAGAGAUGUGGCGAUCAUAGGUCACUCAACAGCAGACCCCAAAACUCAUACAUUUGAUGCAUUUGUUUAAAAGCAGGCCUUGUUUUUCAGCUUCCUCUGCAGUUCUAUGUGAAGAUUGGUAAAUCAGUUUUUACUUGUUUUAUUAAUAAAACGUAAUUUGGAUAUCUUGAGUUGAUGGUUUUGUGAUUUAGCUGGGUAAACUAUCUUUGUAACAGAUAAGUUAUUUAUAAAAAUUAAAAAACUUAUAUUCUAAUGUG